AUGGCGAAGGGCAGACAAUCUGUCCGCCUGCGACAAGGACAACGGAAGGCCGCAGAUGAUGGCGUCAACAACGACGCCGAAGACGCCGUGGCAAAGCCAGACGAGAAGCCGUUCUCUACUUCGAACAUUUACAAGGUGCUAGGCUUGACUCUUCCGCUGCUUACAAUUGCUGCGCUCAACUCGGUAGUCUCCCAGGAUGUGCUGUCUCCGGUAUACGGCAGAUUACCCGCGAGUGUAAACCAUGCCGAAGCCAUCACCGCCACCGUUCUUCUGGGCUUUAUCUGGCGACAUUUCUUCGGUGGUGCGCAUGAAUGGAGCAUACUGCCGUACCUGACGCUCUGGGCUUUCUACAAACCGGUGCUCGACCUGUAUCUGAUGCAGUAUAGUGGCAAGCUCGGCCCGAUUCUGGGAUGCAUCAUCACCGGCUUCCUCGGGUGCCAUACUUUGAUCAUCCCUUCGGCCUAUGCCGUGGCGCAUGCGCUGGAGGUGUUGAACCUACAGGAUCGUCUGGGAGCCAUCGCUAGUUACGCUAUUGCGCGAUAUAUGCCCACAGCGGCGGUCUGGGCACCCGACAUAUUCACGCCGGUCAAGCUACAAUAUCUAAUGGGGCUUACAUAUGGCUUACUGUCCCCGAGCAAGCCGUACUGGAUGUUUACCCUUGGCUUGCCAUCCCUGAUACACGCAUUCCUCGCGAAUCCUCAUUUCGACUCUCCGCGCAAUCUUGGAGUGUUGAAUCGAGAUCUGGCUGUCCAUAACUGGACCGUGCUAGACCGACAGUGGUCUAGCACGGGAUACGUGUCGGUGGCAGAGAGUCUGGACUUGGGCUAUAGGGUUCUACGUUGCGAUCACUCAUUGCUGGGUGGUGAAUGGCUGCUCACAGAUGAACGAAGACAGAAAGAGGGCUGGCAGGUCAAUGAGCCUAUCUAUGCAGUCUUCCAGAUGCUAGAGGCUGUUCGUUUGAUAAUCGUUGAACCCGCGAUAUUCGACAGUAGUGCGCAGGCGCUGGUCAUUGGGCUUGGAGUCGGCACCGCACCGAAAGCGAUGAUAGCGCACGGUAUCAACACCACCACCGUCGAGCUGGACCCAGCAGUGCAUCAUUUCGCGAAGAAAUACUUCGAACUGCCUGACGAGCAUACUGUCGUGCUCCAAGAUGCGGUGUCCUGGGCAGCUGCCGCAUCGGCGACGCAAACUCAGCAUUACGAAUAUAUUAUCCACGAUGUUUUCACGGGUGGUGCGGAACCUUUGUCGCUGUUCACGGACACCUUUGUGGGUCACUUACGAUCUUUACUCACAGCCAACGGCGUCGUCGCCAUCAACUACGCGGGCCGGCUUGAACUAGACCUCACCAAGCGGGUAUUGAGCACAAUCUACAAUACUUUCGAUGGCCACUGCAAGGUCUUCCGCGACGCGCCUAAGCCCGACACCGAGGACUUCAUGAACUUGAUAAUCUUCUGCCGGAAUAGUCCGGGCAGUAUCUCGUUUAGGGAGCCCACCGCGUCAGACUAUUUGGGUAGUAAAAGUCGGAAGCAUUACCUGCUACCAAAAUCGGAGUACGAGAUACCGUUCAUCCAUAACGAUACAGAUGCUGUCUUGACGAGAGACAAGAUCGGGCAGUACAGGAAGGAUCAAGAGGAUAGUGCGAUUGGGCAUUGGUACAUCAUGCGGAAGGUGCUUCCAGAUGUAGUAUGGGAGAUGUGGUAA
Messenger RNA from Baudoinia panamericana UAMH 10762, 1701 nucleotides. RefSeq lists its product as uncharacterized. NCBI's taxonomy places the organism in Eukaryota, Fungi, Ascomycota, Dothideomycetes, Mycosphaerellales, Teratosphaeriaceae. The record is from RefSeq and is a predicted model, not a curated record. The transcript is spliced from 2 exons. The coding region runs from base 1 to 1701 and encodes 566 amino acids.